ACUUGGGCGUUGGACUCCGCAUCUUAAUAGCAACAAGGGAAAUUUCUCCAUUUUGCAGCCUGUCUGCAGCGACACGGCCACCGAUCUGGGAUUUUAUUACUUGUCCCUAACCUGUCAGCUUUUUCCUGCUACUCUGAAAAAGCCAUCAGUCGCUCUCAACUGGACUUUGCUUUUGCGUUUCCUCAAGUAAACUUUUUUUCUCUUUGUGCAGAGAGAAAGAGAGAGAGAGAGAGAGAGGGGAGACAGCAGAGAAGAGCUUUGCGUUUCAACAAAGAGGCUUGUGGGGUCUUUGUUCGCUUUUUUUUUUUUUUUUUUUUGUUCCUGUGUGUGGGGAUCGGUUGAGUUUCUUUGUUGGAGCUAAAAGCAUGGGAGCGCAAUUGUCCAGGACAGCUGGAAAGGCUGAAAUCUCGGCUGAAAAGCCCGGAGAGGCUGCUGCUGCUGCUGCUUCACCCACCAAAUCCAACGGACAGGAAAAUGGACAUGUUAAGGUGAACGGGGACGCCUCUCCCGCGGCAGCCGAGAACGGCAAGGAGGAGGUGCAGGCCAACGGCAGCGCUGCCGCCGAGGAGAGCCCCAAGGAAGAGGCCGUCAAGGCGGAGGAUGCCCCCGCCGAGAAGGAGGCUGCGGAUGGGGAGAAGGUAGAGGCGGUGUCCCCUGCUCCCGCGGAGGGAGAGGCUGCAAAGGUGGAGGAGGACGGCGCCGCCGCCGCCACCCCGUCCGCCAGCAGCGAGACCCCCAAGAAGAAGAAGAAGCGCUUCUCCUUCAAGAAGUCGUUCAAGCUCAGCGGCUUCUCUUUCAAGAAGACCAAAAAGGAGACGGGGGAUGGAGCUGAGGGCGAGGAGGCGGUCGCUGCCGAUGCACCCACAGAGGAGGCCAAGGCCGAGGGCACGGAGGAGGCCAAGGCGGCGGCCAGUGAGGAGUCCAAGCCCGCUGAGGGGGAGGAUGCACCUGCCGCGGAGCCCGCCAAGGAGGAGGUAGAGGCCAAGCCAGAGGUGGCAGCAGAGAAGCCCACCGAGGAGGCCGCACCCGCCGAGGAGCCAAAGGUGGAGGAGCCGAAGGCGGAGGAGAAGCCGGUCGAGGAGGCGCCCAAGACAGAGGAGGCCGCACCGGCCUCGCAGGAGGCGGCAUCAGCCGCGGAGGCCCCGGCCACCACAGCCGCCGAAUAAGUUUCGCGGGGGAAAGAGGGGAGAAAUUUGAAAGGAAAAAAAUGAAAAAAAGAAAGAUAAUCAAAGAACAUUCCCCUGUUUUGUAUGUUGGAGUGACGCCAGGUCCUGGCUUUGAAGAACUUGUCAUCAACCAGGGAUAUUUUAAAGCUUUUCUUUAUUUUUUUAUUUUUUGGGGGGUUUCCAUUCCCCUCCCCACCACCCCCUCCCCCCUUUACACAAAACCCAUCUCUGCCCCUUGUUACUUCUAUUCCAACGGGCUGUAGGGAGGUGGGUGGCUUCAAUAUGUACAACAGAUUAAAUACAUCCACACUAUGCCAUAUAUUUUUUUUCAUCAGUAUUACAUUUUCCUUUCUUGUUUUUUAAAAAAUUUUAUACAAAAUAUAAACAAAAUGGUAUGGACAUGCCCAUGGUAUGAAGGAGAGAAAGGGGGAGCUGUAAAGCAUGUUUGUGGGGAGGGGGGGGGCUGGCUGUGCUACAGACUAUUGAGAAAAGAGUAGUCUACCAACUAUGAGACCAACAUCAAUACGCCCGUACGGUUUUUACAACACACUAGGUUGUUUUUUUUUUACAAUAAAACAACAAGAAAAUCCCAGUUUUUUUUUUUUUUUUUUAGGAAGUCAUAUAAACGCAUAGGAGCUUUUCACUUCUCAUUAGCUGUACCAGUCAGUGAUUCAGUAGAAAUACAAGUUGUAUAGACUUUAUUGUUUACUGUUGGUUUUUAUGACCUUAAUAAAAUUAAAAAAAUGUAAGUAUGUAUAGGCGGGGUGUUUUUAACUGUGAUUAUUGUACAAAAUGAAAAAAAAAAUUCUUGAUCAAGAAGCACAUGAAGUUUGCAGCUCUUUUUUCCACCCUGCUCAUUUUUGUAAGAUAACAACACACACACACACACACACACACAAUAAGUCAUCCCGGGUGACCUUCUUAAGCAAUUUUGAAGUCAAAACCAAGCUGUGAUAAGUGGAAUGGUUAACUGUUUAUAUACUGUGGUAUGCUUUUUUGAUUACAGCAGGCGGUGCUUUUUCAGUGGUCUUUGACAAAACACCUUAAGGAAUCUAUCAGAUGCAAAUGUUUGUGUAGCAUCUUGUCUCUCUCUCGCUCUCUUUCGCUCUCUUUUCCUUGUGUAAAUACUGGAGAAGCUUUGACCAGUUUGACUUAGAGAUGUAACUUUGCUUACAAAAAAACCCUAAAAAAAACAAAAAACAUUGCUAUUAAAACUCCUCUGCUUAAGGUGUUCUAAUUUUCUGUGAGCACACUAAAAGCGAAAAAAUAAAUGUGAAUAAAAUUG
Cyclopterus lumpus (lumpfish) is the source of this 2451-nucleotide messenger RNA. RefSeq names its product myristoylated alanine-rich protein kinase C substrate a (gene marcksa). Gene Ontology annotation, biological process: actin filament organization; central nervous system development. The coding region runs from base 366 to 1166 and encodes 266 amino acids. Gene Ontology annotation, molecular function: calmodulin binding; actin filament binding. Gene Ontology annotation, cellular component: actin filament bundle; cytoplasm; plasma membrane. The record is from RefSeq and is a predicted model, not a curated record. NCBI's taxonomy places the organism in Eukaryota, Metazoa, Chordata, Actinopteri, Perciformes, Cyclopteridae. The transcript is spliced from 2 exons.